GUGUUGUAACCCUGCAGGUAUAAAAGUCAUUUCCCUGUUGUUAAGAGGACACUUCUUCAGAACACAACGAGGCACUUUAAUAUCUACAAAGGCUCACAAAAUGUGGUCAUCAUCCCUGCCAGCUCUGCUGAUGGUUUUGGGUCUCUGUCUCGCAGAUAAACCUGACAUUCAAGAGCAGAGACACCAGGCUCUCUUCCGCUCUCGGCGUAUGGUGGGAGGUGUGCUUGCACGCCGCGUCCCCUGGCAGACUCUUGUCACCCUGGGGGACAAGAUAAUUGGAGGGGGGACGCUGAUUGGCAAGCGCUGGGUGCUCACCGCAGGCAGGAACCUCUUCACUAACGCCAGUCGCAACGCCACCCUGUAUCAGGCUCCAGCCAUUCCUAAGGUGUACCUGAGCAUCACUGACCUCAGGGAGAGAGAGGAAACUUUCAACGAGGUCAAGGUGGACCAGGUGUUCCUGCAUCCCAAUUUCCAGAACACCUCUGACUGGGAGAAUGAUCUGGCUCUGAUCAGGCUGAAGGAGGAUUUGUUUUUGGAUGGUAAUGUGAAGCCCCUCUCCCUGCCAGAAAAGGAUUAUGCCCUAAUGGGCACUCAGGGUGAUGUGUCUGGCUGGGGCAGGAAUGCUCUCCUUCAGUACUCUAGGCUGCUGAAGACCCUGACAUUAACUGUGGCAAACCACACCAUGUGUAAGGAAACCUACAGCUCUGGUGGCCAAGUGGUGAGCAGCACUCCGAUCGUAGAUGAUAACAUGUUCUGCACGGAGGCCACCAGCUAUCGGGAGGACGUGUGCAUUGGAGACGCUGGAGGAGCCUUUGCUGUGCAGGAUCCUAAAGAUGGGAAAGUGUACGUGGCUGGAGUUCUCUCGUUUGACAAGAGCUGCGCAGUGGAGAGAUAUGCAGUUUUCAUGAAGAUCUCGGCGUACGUGCCCUGGAUAAAGAGUGUUAUUGGACAGCAGUGAGGAAAGUCAACACUACAAAGCAGAGCAGAAAAAUAACUUUCACUGCCACUGAGUGGGCAGGCUAAAUGUGUUACAGAA
This is a messenger RNA of Lepisosteus oculatus (spotted gar), 1036 nucleotides long. RefSeq names its product haptoglobin (gene hp). The record is from RefSeq and is a predicted model, not a curated record. Gene Ontology annotation, molecular function: serine-type endopeptidase activity. Gene Ontology annotation, biological process: proteolysis. Lineage: Eukaryota; Metazoa; Chordata; Actinopteri; Semionotiformes; Lepisosteidae.